AUGCGCGUGGCUGGCUGUACUGCUCCCUACCAAAAUGCCGUGAAGUACGCAUUGCAGCCUCGAGCGUACCCGAGCCCACGCCUCCAUUCCUUUCAUUCGAGCGCCGGGCAUGGCUAUGUCCUGAACAGUACACACCACCUCCAUGGCAAAGAUGUUCUACCUCCCCCAAAUCCACAUGCUCGGGAGAUAGCAAUUUUAGGCGGAGGAUUUACAGGCCUUGCUACAGCCUUCCACCUCAGCAGCCAGCUUCCCAAUGCAAAGAUCACAAUACUUGAGAAGAACGACAGGCUUGGUGGAUGGGUUGAUUCAGAGGUGGUCCAAGUAGACAAGGGGGAGGUUUUGUUCGAAUGGGGUCCUCGAACGCUGAGAGCUGGGUCAUCCCCUGCACCGCUUGCUAUGCUCGAGCUGCUUGCGCAACUUCACAUAGGCAAAGACCUCGUCGCGGUAUCAAAGUCCAGUCCGGCUGCCCUCAAUCGGUACAUCUACUACCCUGAUCACCUCGUUCGCUUGCCUGCCCUGUCCAGACAAACUUCGGUCCUUGAGCUGCUUCGAGCUUUGAACUCCCUGCUCACCGAACCGCUGUACGAAGGAAUUCUGGCUUGCUCGAGAGAACCGUGGGUGGCUCCCCGAGAUGAAGAUGUGAAGGACGAAUCCGUCGGAGACUUCAUAUCCCGAAGAUUUGACAAGAAUGUUGCAGAUAACUUGCUUUCCGCUGUAUUCCACGGGAUCUUCGCUGGCGACAUCUACAAGCUUAGUGCUAGAACUUUGCUGCCCCAGCUGUGGCAUCUUGAGACCAGAGAUCGAGAAAGAUCACCUGGCAUUCUUCUGGAAAUCCUGUCCAAUAUGGUGAAUCGCAUCAUGUUCAAGCCCUUCAACGUCAUUUUACACACGCGCCGGCAAAUUCUCGCGCUCAGGUCACAAGAGUAUUACUUCGAAAGACUCCCGAAUAUGGACAGCUUUGACGAAAUGAGCGUCUAUACAUUCAGGCGAGGGCUGGGUCAGAUAACCUCUGCGUUGGAACAAGAACUUGGUAAAAACAAGAAUAUCACCAUUGUACGGUCAUCCUCCGUCGAAGAUGUCGUAUUCAACAAUAGCAAGAAUCAUGUCUCCGUCACCCGAAACCCUGCUGGAAUCACCUCGAACUAUGAUUAUGUGGUUUCGACACUAGGGCCCCGGACAUUGAAACAAUUUCUCUCCAGCAGCGCCCGGGCAUCAGGCUCAACGCUAGAUCCUAAGGUCAUAAAGGCUUGUGAGCACAGCGGCUGCUCGGUCAAUGUCAUGGUUAUCAAUCUUUAUUACAGCAACCCCAACCUGCUGCCCGCGUCACUGAGAGGUUUUGGUUACCUUAUUCCACGUUCCGUACCCCUCGAACAGAACCCUGAGCGUGCGCUGGGCGUCUUGUUUAGCUCCGAGACAUCGGGUCGGUCUGAUUCAGUCACCCCCAGAUCCGCUGGCCCUUAUUUCGUCUCUUUUGACUCCGAAUCGAGUACCCCGGAGGAUCCAGAUCCCCCAGAAGAUUAUUCGGAGGUUGUGUCGCAGGACACCGCCCCAGGCACGAAGCUGACGGUCAUGAUGGGUGGCCAUUGGUGGAGCGAAUGGGCACCAAGUGACCUACCCAGCGAGGAGCAAGCCAUUGAAAUGGCCAAGACUCUUUUGAGAAGACACCUCAACAUCGAGGAAUCUCCUGAAGUGGCCAAAGCGCGGCUCAACCGCGAAUGUAUACCACAGUAUCCUGUUGGAUACGCUCAGGACAUGGCUACCAUCCAGGAAGCUCUGACGUCGACGUUUCACGGACGACUGAAACUCGCAGGUCCUUGGUGGCGGGGCGCUCCCGGAAUGAGCGACUGCGUCCUUUCUGCACGCGAAUCAGCUUGGGCGAUCCGCGACAAGCAAGACGACUACACUGGGAUACAGGGCUACACGCACGAAAAAUGGUGCAGGGUUCAUGUCCCAACUGAUACGACCUCUGUUGAGCGGAUGCAGUGA
Fonsecaea multimorphosa CBS 102226 is the source of this 1986-nucleotide messenger RNA. RefSeq lists its product as uncharacterized. The transcript is spliced from 2 exons. Gene Ontology annotation, biological process: heme biosynthetic process. Gene Ontology annotation, cellular component: mitochondrial inner membrane. Gene Ontology annotation, molecular function: protoporphyrinogen oxidase activity, oxygen as acceptor. Lineage: Eukaryota; Fungi; Ascomycota; Eurotiomycetes; Chaetothyriales; Herpotrichiellaceae. The coding region runs from base 1 to 1986 and encodes 661 amino acids. The record is from RefSeq and is a predicted model, not a curated record.